GUCUAACUGCAAUUGCAGAUUCAUAUCAUAAAUUAGAAUGUUUAAAUAUUUCUAAUCGCAGAGAGUUUUCUGAAAUAUUAAUUUAUAAUAUUAUUCAUUUUUGCCUAAGACUCUGGCAACUUAAUCUUAGCUAUUGUGAAAUUACUGAUAUAACUAUCGAAGAAAUUGCUAAAUCAUGUCUUAAUUUAAAAUAUCUAAAUCUGAGAGGGUGUUAUAAAAUUAGCAAAAAAGCCGUAGAUCAGCUUAUUUCACUUAAUCCAAAUGUCCAUAUUGAGAAUUUUGAGGAAACUUUAACGCGUCCUGAUCUUAUUAGAGUAGUUAUAAAUCAUCUUACACAGAAUAAUAUUGCUAGUAGACAAACUCUAGCUUAG
Molecule: messenger RNA, 371 nt
Organism: Funneliformis geosporum
Lineage: Eukaryota; Fungi; Glomeromycota; Glomeromycetes; Glomerales; Glomeraceae
Source: the annotation of a GenBank genome assembly